CAUCUGUAUUCUGUUGUUGUGAUGAUUUUGUGCAUUUUAUUUCAAUCUAUAAUUCCACAAAAGCUUCAAGAUUACAGGUCUUUUUUGUAGACUUUUCGGUUAAAAAGGUUGAGUAUUGAAUUCAGCAAACCAUGGCCUCUGUCUUGACGCUAAAAAUCAAGGCGGGGAGUGAGCAAAGCGUCAUAAAAGACUUAACUUCGAGUAGCAGCCUCAGCGACUUGACUGAGAAAGUUUCUUGUUUUUCAGGCAUUGCCGAGUCCCGUCUUAAGUUACUGGCAGGCUUCCCUCCAAAGAUACUGGAGCUCGGAGACAAAAACAAGUCAUUGGUGGACGCGGGCAUCAAGUCUGGAGAUGUGAUCAUGGCUCAGGAAAGGCCAGCCUCGCCUGUAAUGACUGAAGCAGUGGCAGAUCAUAGGGAGGAACAUACACAUCCAGCACCAACUCCACAAUCAUCAGAUUUAAUUAGUUCGUACAGUGCAGCCCAGGCAACUGGAGGAAUGCUCAUGAGACAGGUUGUACCAUCAGACAACUCCUGCCUUUUUACCAGCAUUAACUAUGUUCUGAAUGGGAAAGUUGAGACUGGGACCUCUCACUUCAUGAGGGACAUAAUUGCUGAGAAGGUUCGCAAUGACCCUGAAAACUACAAUGAGGCGUUUUUGGGAAAGACGCCUAGUGAAUAUUGCUCAUGGAUUAAAAAGUCUGAAGCGUGGGGUGGUGCAAUUGAACUGUCCAUCCUGUCCAGCUUUUACGGUUUUGAGAUAGUGGUGGUCAACUCGUUGCACGGAAUCGUCAACAGAUUCGGCGAAGAUCAAAAAUACGGAAUGCGAGCAUUUCUAAUCUAUGAUGGCAUUCAUUACGAUCCACUUUACCUGGAGCCUUUUGAUGGAAGUGCGUUGAAAACUCUGUUCCCUACGACUGAUGAGCAAAUCUUGGAGCAAGCGCUUGAAUUGGCUCAGGAAAGCAGGUCCAGCCGACAGUUCACCGACGUUCAAGAAUUCACCAUCAAAUGCCUGCAAUGUCAAGUUGUGUUGAAAGGUCAAGUGGCUGCUCAACAGCAUGCCAAAGACACAGGACACGUCAGCUUUGGUGAACUCUGAUGUUUCAAUUACAAAGGGAUCAUGUGUUCUUAAUCCUCAUGACUGACAACCAACGCUUCUUAUCGUGUAUUUCUUUUAUUCUGAGAAUUGUGGCUUUUUUGGAUAAAUUUUGGCUUUUUUAUUAAGGUCCAAUACUUGCAGCUUUAAUUGCAUUGUUAAAUAUUAAAUAUCAACUCAUGGAAUGCGCAAGCAUUAUUUUUAGUCAGUGCAAAUCCAGGCAAACAUAUAGUUUGUUAUCAAUGAUAUAUUAAUACUUUGAUUUUAUUCAAGUAACAAAGGAAGUCUCGAGCUUUACAGAAUUCUAAACUGAUAUUUUGAUGUUUAUUUAUGAUUUAAGUGUUAAAUUUUAGUUUUUUUUUUUCACUUUUAUUGAAGCCAAAAGCACUAUAAGCUGUAUAAUCAUGUAAAAUAUAGAAAACUAUACAAGCAAUCUUUGCAAGUUUGUUAAUCAUGAUUCCAAAUCAAUGUACCAUUUUGUGAUUAUUUUGUGUUCUUUGGAUUUGUUUCACUUUCUGAAAGUUGCGGACUAACCGAUUCACGAGAUUUUGGGUUGGCUUUUUUCAAAUAGCAAAUCAAAUUUUCCAGUGAUGCCAUUGUCAGCUGUAUGUAUUCCGAUUGUUGUUUGAUAUUUUUUAUUGGUGCCUCGCUCAUAGGUUCAUGAUAUCUUUUCCAGCUUGCCUCAAACAUGCACCUAAUGGCGUCCUCCAUAAUUUUCACUUCCCCAAAUUUUAUCCUCUGUUUCCCUCGCUGAGUUGUAAUAAGUUUUUCUUGUUCUAAAAAUUUUAUUUGUCAAUUUUUAAUUGAUUUUUUUUUUUAAAUUACCUUUGUUUUCUAUAGUCUGGUUUGCAACUUGAGUUUGCACUUCCUGUAUUGUUGUCUCCAAAGCGUCUAAGCUUUCCGAGCUUGAAGAAUUAAAUUUUUUCAUUUCCUGCCCUAA
Messenger RNA from Neocloeon triangulifer, 2034 nucleotides. It is a transcript of the gene Yod1, whose product is annotated as ubiquitin thioesterase OTU1. The coding region runs from base 132 to 1097 and encodes 321 amino acids. Gene Ontology annotation, molecular function: cysteine-type deubiquitinase activity; protein binding. The transcript is spliced from 4 exons. NCBI's taxonomy places the organism in Eukaryota, Metazoa, Arthropoda, Insecta, Ephemeroptera, Baetidae. The record is from RefSeq and is a predicted model, not a curated record. Gene Ontology annotation, cellular component: nucleus; cytosol. Gene Ontology annotation, biological process: endoplasmic reticulum unfolded protein response; protein deubiquitination.